Molecule: messenger RNA, 1223 nt
Organism: Rhopilema esculentum
Lineage: Eukaryota; Metazoa; Cnidaria; Scyphozoa; Rhizostomeae; Rhizostomatidae
Product: tryptophan--tRNA ligase, mitochondrial
Biological process (GO): mitochondrial tryptophanyl-tRNA aminoacylation
Cellular component (GO): mitochondrial matrix; mitochondrion
Molecular function (GO): tryptophan-tRNA ligase activity; ATP binding
Source: RefSeq, a predicted model, not a curated record
GAAUCGAGAUAGACAGCCUCUAUCAGAAUAUGGCCUAACAACAUCCAAAAUGGACACCCGAUAAGAAAAUACAGGAAUUUGGAUUAUUAAACAGAAAUGUUCUAGCAACAACAAAAACUUAACACGUACAAUAAUUGAACAUGAAUACUUGUAGACGAAUUUUCUCGGGGAUUCAGCCGACUGGUGUGCCCCACAUUGGCAAUUAUUAUGGCGCGAUAAAGAACUGGGUCAAACUGCAAAGUAAAUCGGACCAAGUCAUAUUUAGCAUAGUUGACAUGCACGCAUUGACGAUUCCCAAGGAUCCUGAAGGUUUAAGAAUCACUAUAGAACAAACAGCUAUCAGCCUGCUAGCCGCAGGAAUUGAUCCAGUUAAAUGCAUUCUCUUCCAGCAAUCGCAGGUCCCAGAACAUUUGGAACUUUCUUGGAUCUUGAGUUGUCUAACUUCAACUGGUCAACUAAAUAGAAUGCACCAAUGGAAGACAAAAGCUGCAGCCCAAAAGGAAAAAUCUUCUCUGGGCCUCCUUUCAUAUCCAGUACUCAUGGCUGCAGAUGUUUUAUUAUACAAAACAACCCAUGUUCCUGUUGGUGAAGACCAGAUACAGCAUCUAGAGUUGGCCAGGGAUCUUGCUAGAUUGUUCAAUAAUAGAUAUGGGCAUAUUUUUCCAGAACCAGUUCCUAUUCUAGCAAAUACAUGUCGAGUUAUGAACCUGCAAGACCCGAGCAAGAAGAUGAGCAAGUCAGAAACGAACAAUCGAGGCCGAAUUGACCUGACAGACACGCAAGAAGAAAUAAAUAAUAAAAUUAAAAAAGCAGUCACUGAUUCUAUUCUUCAUUUGACAUAUGAGCCAAAAGAAAGAGCUGGCAUUGCGAAUUUGAUAAGUAUAUUCUCGUCAAUAACAGGAGAUUCCCCAGACAAAAUUGUUCAGAAAUAUUCAGAUAAACAACCUUUUACAAAAUACUUAAAAUCUGAUCUAGCCGACUACUUAACGGAAGAUUUAGAGAGUUUUCGAAAAGAAUUCCAAAGACUAGGAAACGAUCGUGGAUAUGUUCGCAGCGUCCUUGAUGAUGGAUGGAAAAGAGCGAGAUCUAUAGCGACAGAAAAUAUAAAAGAUAUUAAAGAAUGUCUUGGUUUAAACAUCAAGUAAAAGCUGAUGUGUCACUUACAUUGUAUUCCUUUUAGGUAUUUAUUCCCUUUUAAGGUAUUCAAAUCUCUCUUUACUGCA